Messenger RNA from Aspergillus welwitschiae, 2349 nucleotides. RefSeq lists its product as uncharacterized. The coding region runs from base 1 to 2349 and encodes 782 amino acids. The transcript has 14 exons. The record is from RefSeq and is a predicted model, not a curated record. Gene Ontology annotation, molecular function: nucleic acid binding. Lineage: Eukaryota; Fungi; Ascomycota; Eurotiomycetes; Eurotiales; Aspergillaceae.
AUGGCCAUUCAUCCGAAUUUCCCAUCUGAAGUGAACCCGAGAGGAUCCCUCUCACCACAGCAGGCUCGCGCUAUCUCCGUCUGGACUGAACAGGCAGCUGCAUCCUUGGAGAGUCUGACUCUCUCCGAGUCAGUGCCGAUCGCCGAUUCCAAUGUGGCCUUUGCCCAGUCCACUCCUACGCGCGCAGGCGUUCGCGGCACCACAGUCUCGUUAUCAAUUCCCUUAGAUGACCCAGUCCCGACAGCGGGAAGCCCUUCCGCGCCUAAGGUCAAGGUCUUAGGCCAGCCAACCAAGGAGACUCAGGUGGCGUCGGUGACCUUUCGGCGCCGCGAGCCGAUUCGCCGUGAUAGUCUCAAGAGGCGCGAAGCCUUGUUGAAGGGAAAGGAUGGUAGUCGUCGCAGGCAGCGUUGGGAGAAUGAUCGUCUUCUGAACAAUCCGUGGGCCGAGCCGCCAUCCUCAAAGGAUUGGGAUAUCCAAGCCACUCACACUCGUCACGACCCUUUGCCUUACUACCUUGCACCUCUCUGGGACAAUCACUAUGCGCAUCUGGACCAUAGGUCAUCCCAGCAGAUGGAGACACGGACCGAGAAGCAUCGUGUUCCUAAGGAGCUGCGACAGAGACUAAAGCAUGCACGUGCAGCACGCGGUAUACUUCAAGAUAUCGAAGAGGACAUCAGACAAUUCAUCCAGCGAUGGAACGAGAAGCAAAGUUUACUGAAGCAGGAGGGUCUGGCAGAUGCCCCGCAAUCAUCCGACAGUGAAUCUGAAGAUGAGAUCGUGUUUGUGGGUCGAAACGGCCUGAUGCACGACUCGCCUCAGAGAAGAGCAAGACUCCAAAAGAUGCGUGAGGCAAUGAGUGCUCAUCAUGAGCAUGAUGGGCAGAAGAUGGUGUUUGAGAGCCUGGUCGACGACCGGGCAGCUGGAUUCGGUCGCUGGCUCGUCCAUUCCAUCGCGUCGUAUUAUGGCCUGCACACUUGGUCUGUCACCGUCGGGGAACCUGCCCGCCGCGAGGCUUACGUUGGCUUCUAUCCGCCAGCCCCAAGCAGUCGAGCAGGACCCAUAUCCCCACCGGCCGGAUCGAAGGCUUGCCGUCAGGAAGCGAUGAUACAGCCCGGCGACGAACUGCCUCAACCGCUCUGGAUGCAGUUAGCAUUGGGCAUUACUAACUUAUGUAACCUCCUAUCCCCCUUCCAAGCUCACCUACUUACUAUGUGGUAUGCAUGUUAUGUUGGUGAUGUUAAUGAUGUCUCUGGGUGUGACUGUGACGUAGUGGUCGGUCCGAUAGUUCCGGGUCUAGAUGGUCUAAAUGACGCUACUAUGCACCAGGCUGUCACUGAGAGAAGAAUAUGUCUCGUACUUCUGAUGUUGGUUCUGCAACAGCAGAUCACUCCAAACCUCGGGUGCAUGUAUGGUGCAAGGGACUGGGUAUCAUCUCCGACUAGUGUCCAUUUAAGCGACUGUGGAAUGUCGAACCAUCUCCGAUUUUUCCUAUGGAGAAGGACAAGCGAAGGCAAGGGCACUGACCGCGCCCCACUUGGGAGGCCCCAUCGUUGUGGGGGUCGUCAAGGAGAGAAACCGGAAAUAGGGUUCGUGUUUGAGUUUUUGGGUGGGAAAAAGACAACACAGAACCCCCCCGAGCCCGGAAUCCAUCUCCCCACGUCUUCGCCUCCAAAAGCCGCCUCUUCUCACAUGGAAAUCCCCGGUGAUCUAGAUGUGGCGAGACUGAUCGGAUUGCCUGAAGGGGGAGACACAAGAGAGAGGCAGAGCAUGGGCGAUUAUUCAUUCGGUCCGAUCCGAAGAGGCGACCCCAGUCGAUUCCAUGGCAUCGAUCUGAUAGAUGUUGUGGACUUGACCAUUGGUAUUUUCCAGGCUUUUUACCUUUGUUUUUCUUUUCUCCUUGUCUCCGGUGACAAAGUUGUCGGCCAUUCUCCAUUCAGCGUUCGGUCAGCAAUGAAUAUUUCCCAAUCCACACCGCGUGCGAAGUACCAACACCAGUCGGGAAAUGUCCACAUCUGGGAGUCUCGGAGAAUAUCCUGGACGCACUGGAGAAAAAGGAAAAAGACCUACCGAGAAAUGCCCUUGCAAGGGAAAGAUGCGCAUGGAUUGUCUUCGCAGUUGAAGUCUCUUGGUAGUAGCACUACCGUCAGCCAAGGUCCCAAGGGCAAGGCUGUAGGCAGAAUCCUUGCUGAUCAUUCAGCCAGACUUACCUGGAAGAAUUGUGUAUCGCUUGGAUCUGCUGAUUCCGGGGGACAACGAGGAUAUUGCCAGCAUCACCAGCACAGCAUCAUCCGCACUAUUAGCGUGGGCGAGGAAGAAGUAAAGCAAUCUGAAACUUUCUCCCGUAGAUAA